AUGGAUAUACCUCAGGAACAUGUCAUCAGUGAUCUCCCAGUUCUUAGUAGAGCCAGAGCUUCACUGCCCGCUGAAUAUCUAUACAUCGAAGAGCCGGACAAUUCUGCCACCGUUUUCGGUGUGUUCGCCAAAAAGACAAUACCGAAGAGGACUCAAUUCGGUCCCGUCGAGGGUGUCAUUGUUGGACACAAUCACUCCAAUGUUCACAACUUAAACCACAACCUAAUGAUCUUCAUAACAGAGGAUUUGAUUUUAGAUCAAAGUGAUGAAAAUCAGUCAAAUUGGAUGAAAUUUGUUCGUUCGGCCAAUACUUAUGAGGAACAGAAUCUGUCGCUAAUCGCUAAGGAAAAUGUGUCGGCAAAUGAAAUCGAAAUCAAAUUUUUUUUCUUAACCACAAGAGCUAUAUAUGCGAGAGAAGAGCUUAAAGUGUGGUAUUCUCGAGAAUACGCCGACAAAUACAAUCUGAAAGCCUUAGAGGGACCGCUCAUUAUAGCCGAUACCGACGAACAAAGCGUCGCCGAAGCUAUCGUACAGAAAAGCACUCCAAACCCGAUCGAUAUCCUGACCACCGGUGGACACAAACUUAGAAACAAAAUCGCCAAAACACUACAACAGCAACAACUUCAACAACAACAGCAACAAACGCAAGACACACAACAAAGCAGUAGUCAGACCGAUGCUAACGGGUCUUCUGGUCAGCCGAAGGACACUACAACUCCUCCCAAAUACCAGUGCGAGACGUGUCAGAAGAUAUUUCCCCGGUUUUAUAGCUUACGAAGGCAUCAGAUCAUGCAUUCAGGAGAAAAGAAAUAUAAGUGUCCCGUCUGUGGUAUGUCUUUCAGUCACGUGUAUAACCGGAACCGUCACGCGAAGAAACACCAGAAAGCGGUCACCAAUAAAAAGUCUGCUUUAAGUUUAACCGAAACUAAUGAUCAAAAUCAGAGCCUUAAGACAGAACCCGUGGCAAAGAAGAGCAACACCUAUACAAAUGAUGGUCAGAUGAAACCGUCAGCGAGUCUGACUGUGGCCCGAAAGAGUGCUCCUAAGAGUACAAAUAACCCGAACAAACCAUAUCGUUGUCACCAGUGCUAUAAGUGCUUCUCCACUGACGACCGAUUGAUAAGACAUGCGAUCGUCCACUCGAGUGAUGAAGAAGUAAAGCCAUUGGCCUGUGCUAUCUGUCAGAAGAGAUUUCUCAACAAUUCUGCCCUUUCGUGUCACUUGAAAAUCCACAGUACACCGAGAGAUCAGCCGCGAAGAUAUGAUUGUGUUAUAUGUAAGCAAUGGUUUGAUUCGCCACAACUCAGGAAAGACCAUGUCGUAAACCACAUCAAUCCAAACACUGGACAGUUUAAUUGUCCCAAUUGUCAAAAAGGAUUUGACGAGUUCUCAGCCGUUAGAAAACAUAUCCGAGCUUUUCAUUCAGACAAACAAUACCCGUGCACUCAAUGCGAGAAAGUCUUUCCACGACCUGACAAAUUGAAGUUACAUAUGUUAAGACACAGCGAUCACCGCGAGUUCCUGUGUGCCAAUUGUGGCAAACAAUUCAAACGUAAAGACAAACUCAAAGAACACAUGCAGAGAAUGCAUGCGCCCGACAGAGAGGCCAAACUCGCCGCAAAACAAGCGGCAAAACAGGCCCAACAGUUGAGUCAACAGCACAAGAAGUUUAUACCAAAAGUAUCGCCAACUGAUUACCACAGAUUUAUAUAUAAAUGUCACACAUGUUUGCUCGGGUUUAAGCGCCGGGGAAUGCUUGUCAACCAUUUGGCUAAAAGACAUCCAGAUAUACCACCCGAUACCGUACCGGAGCUCAAUCUACCCAUACUUAAGACAACACGUGAUUAUUACUGUCAAUAUUGUGACAAAGUAUAUAAAUCGAGUUCCAAAAGGAAAGCUCACAUAAUGAAGAACCAUCCGGGAAAAUCGCUGCCACUGUCUAACCGACAUAAGGGAGGUAUACCAGUGAUACCGGGGAUCCCAAACCCCACGUACAGCGCAACUGUAGGCAGUAUAACAACUCACCCGCACUACUGUGACUGGUGUCACAAACAGUACGCCAGUAAAGCCAAACUACUUCAACACCAGCGCAAGAAACAUCCGGAACAGAUGGCUAUCAUCAACACCAACGCCCGCUCACGACAGCGCUCUCUCGCCAUGACGUCGACGCCUAUAAUGAGCCAAACGAUGCCAUCGCAGGCCAUAACCCAAACGCCGAACAUAAUGUCCAGCCAUAGCCCCAACCAAUCGACGGUCUCAAUGGGAGCCAACAAUAAUCUGAUUACAAUAUUAGGAAAUCUCAAUAGCAUUAUAUCGGCCACAAUGGGCAACGAUUUGUCCCAAUCAAACACAUCUUCAGCCGACCUUCAGGAACUACUUCAGGGCAGCUCUGGUGACCUCUUGACCCAAGCCAUGUCCGAAUUGACGGCAACUAAGGGCGACGGCAACGCCACUAUCAUCAUCACCGCUCAUCCCUCAGACGAUGACCACUGGAGUCAAGUCUGCGAAGAGAUGGCCUAAGUUUAACACCUAUUCGCACACAACCCAACACUCAGGUGUACUUAUAGUGUAUCCACUGUUCAACUGUACAUUAAUUAUAUAUUUUAUACAAUCAUUUGCAACUUAAUUCAGGCAAAUAUUAAUAUAAAUCUAUUGAUCUCGUGAUAAAUUUAGUUUGAAAGCCGCCGUUAGUGUAAAAAACAAUAUAACCGCCAAAAUUAAACCAUAAUUUAAACAUAUUUUUACUGUAAAUCUAAUGUAAACUACACUUCAAUGAGAAACUACUUUGUUUUUU
This is a messenger RNA of Medioppia subpectinata, 2794 nucleotides long. The record is from the annotation of a GenBank genome assembly. Lineage: Eukaryota; Metazoa; Arthropoda; Arachnida; Sarcoptiformes; Oppiidae.